CUGGAUUGCACAGCGCCAAACGGCUGGUCGGAUCCCCAGCAGCAGGUUCUGGUUCUGACGUCGAGUGAGCAGGUCAUGGAAGUGGGGCAGUCAGUGGCGGGAGGCUGAAGGGCAAAUACUGCUCGAGUCGGGUGUUCGAUUGAAGGGAAUUUCGCAGAAUUUCAUCAGCUAUGGUGGCGACUGCUGCUCCGCAAUCUUGUGCAAGUCCUGCUGUUGUCGCACCGCAGCAGUCUGGCUUGCAAUCCAUAUCCUCGUCGUCCACAUGUUCCACCUCGUCCUUUGAAUCGCGGAGCUUAAAUUCGUCCAGACGGUUGGUGUCUGGGAGUAAGAGUUCCGCCCUCGAGCUCCGUGGAAGCCCAUGGGGAUUGCAAUUGGGACCCGGUGGUCGACUUUUGAAUCAUGUCAAUAGCGUGCGCAGGCCCGUCUUGAGAAAAGCAGCGGAGAAACCUAAUCCCCCGGGUCCUCCGACAGCGCAGGAUUCCAUUGUGCCAAUUUCGCUAGCGAAUAAUGACAAUUUAGAAGGGGUCAUUCAAGUGGAUCGAGACGAGAACGAUGGGCCGCAACCCACUUGGGGGCGGAUUUAUCUUCUGGGUGGUGGAGAUAUUGUUUUCUUGCUCUUGUUUGCCGCGAUCGGACGUUACAGUCACGGCCUGUCCGCCUUCGAUUGGGAUGCUGUUCGUACAGCUGACCCUUUCAUCGCAGGCUGGCUUCUUGGGACGUACUUCAUCGGCGGCUAUGGACCUGAGGGACAGGGUCUGAAAGGACUGAAAGUGGCAUCACUUGCGGCCGUCAAAUCUUGGGCUGUGGGAAUUCCUCUAAGUUUGGUAAUUAGAGGGCUUAUGACCGGGCACGCCCCAGCUACGCCCUUCAUUCUGGUGUCUCUAGCGAGCACUUUCGUCCUGCAAGUGGGAUGGCGGACUGUGUUCACUGCACUCUUUCCAAAUGAUGAAAAGACAUUUUGGAAGAAAAAGGGUGACCGAAAGGGUAGCCCAUUCGAGUUCUUCGAGCUCCUCACGUCUCUCGUUAGGAGGUGGUAAGAGGGGAAGUAAGUCGAAGAAGGGUUCGAGCUAAUUCUGUCGAGGAUGCAUGAUCGAAUCACUUACGGCGAAAUGAGACAUACGUGUGCAAAGCUAUGCAAUGCUGUAGUUGAAGAGAGGGUUGUUCACCUGGAUCUAGAUCAUUUUGAUCUCUGAACAAUGCAAGCAUAAUGACAUCACUUGACCGCUGACCGUCUGGAAAGGUCGAGUGGCAUUUGUGGUCAUUUCAGUUAGCUCUUCUGUCUAGUUCAUCUGUCAGAGGCUCCUUCCUGAUAGCUCAAGCAGAGCGGAGACCAACUUUAUGUCGAGUUUGGAAGACGAGAGACAGCAGUGUUGCACUUGCAUUUGGUUAUUUUUCCUCGUCGCGUAAUGUUUGACAUUGUAAGAUCCGUUUGGACAACUCGGUGAAGAAAUGAUUCUUUUACCCAAGCUUUCAAACCCUUGUGAUCAAAGAUGUUUUUCACCCGGUAGACAUGAGGACAUUUCCAAGGCGGGCAGAUACACGGUGUCUGCGCACAGACUUGAGAAACUGGCAUCUGGAAAGGUGGAUAUUGCCCCGUCU
This is a messenger RNA of Marchantia polymorpha subsp. ruderalis, 1599 nucleotides long. The record is from the annotation of a GenBank genome assembly. Lineage: Eukaryota; Viridiplantae; Streptophyta; Marchantiopsida; Marchantiales; Marchantiaceae.